This is a messenger RNA of Exaiptasia diaphana, 3140 nucleotides long. RefSeq names its product protein NLRC5. Lineage: Eukaryota; Metazoa; Cnidaria; Anthozoa; Actiniaria; Aiptasiidae. The record is from RefSeq and is a predicted model, not a curated record. Gene Ontology annotation, molecular function: protein binding.
AGGUAUAAUAAUGAAAGAAAUUUUGGGUUUUAGACCACAUUUAUUGCAAGUGAAGAAUAAAGAGAAGCCAGGGUUCUCUGUAAACAAUACAGUUGUUGUCAACAAACGCCUGUCUGAGUAUAUAGAAAAUAUGCUGUGUCAUUAUUUGAUGAUAGAUCUCGCUUGAAUUUGAAAUUCUGCUUGGUCAACUACCUCGGACACAACUUUGAAGCCUUUGGUACCUGUCAAUCAUUAACUACAUCCUUACCCUUGAUCGCAUAACUGCACUGCACGACAGAAAACUUCAGCAAAGUAUUCAAGCAAGCAGACAAAGAUUGGAACUCAUCUAGUAAGCAGAUAUAUGUAUCAUAUAUCAAAAUAUUGUUGAAGGAUGGAUGAHGAAGAAAGGAAUUAUUGCUGCCUGGUACUACUGCUAAACAGAGUAGGCCUGGUAAAGUUGCGCAAGUUUUUCAUAGAUGAAUGGAAUACCAUGCAUAGUGGUGUCUUUGUUCCAUGGACUGACAGCCAUCAGAAUGGCACUGACCUAUUGACCAUGUACAACCCAUACCCAGCUUAUGAAAGACCUAAAGUCCAGUCAGGGGACACAACAAAGUGGGAUAUAUCUCUGUUUGUCAAAGUGCUAUUGAAUUCCAGACCUCCAAUAGUUCACAUUGUCAACAAAGCUUUAGUUGAUGGCUUGACAUAUUUGAGGGAAACAAGAAAUAAAUAUUUUCAUACUGCAAGUGGAAAGAUUACAUCUGCAGAGUUUACUCCUCUUUUCAAUGAUGUACGUAAUGCGUUAUUGUUAGUGGGUGCUUCAGCACUGGAAGUCAAGAAGGUUGAAGAUGAUGUACAGAAGCUGGAAUUGAAUAAACUGUUAUCUUUGGUCAAGCAGUGCUCAGAUCAAGACAAAGACAUCCUACAAGGAGUUGAUACAAUAAUCAGCAGGCUAGAUGAGAUACAGCAAGGCCAAUCACACCUACAGCAAGGACAACUAGACAUAAAGCAAGGUAUAAAGACAGGAUUUGAUGAGCUAAAGCACUGUCUAAAAGACGAAUUAUCCAAAGGAAAUCCGAUCUUCCCAUAACCUUAAGAAAACAAUAGAAAAACGUACAGAUCGGCUGACAAAAAAAAUAGUGAAAACCACAGUGAAAACAGACGAUAUUUUCACAAAUUUGACCCUUCACCAUCAAGAACAAGAAAUUCCGCACGAAAGAGCUCAAGAAGUCGAGGAAUUUGCUCGUAAAACUCUUCAUGGAAGAAAAGGUGUUUUACACCAAGAAAGAACUCGCAAAGUCAAUCAGGGUGCUCGUAAAACUGUGACAGAAAUAAAGCAAUGCCGUGAGAUUUUUGUAGACCAAAACAACGAAAACAAUCCAAAGUCAGUUUUGGUUUCCGGUGAACCGGGUAUCGGAAAAACGCUAUUUUCGCAGAAAAUUGUUAGAGACUGGUCAACCCAGAGUUUAUUGAUACCUGACAUCAAGUUCACCUACCUCUUAACAUUCAGAGAACUUAAUCGUCUUGGCAACAAAGAGCUCACUCUCAGAGAAUUGGUUAAUCACUCCCUUUUGCUGGACGAAAAUACCAUGAUAACCGAAGAAAUAAUGGCGCACAUKRUCCAGCAYCCAGAACAACUGUUUAUUGUCUUCGAUGGCUUUGAUGAAUACAAAGACCGCAACAAAAUAAUCGGAGAGUUAAAAGAGCUGAUCCCCAAUGAUGUGAAAGCCAAGAUGCCAAUAACUGCCCUGGUCAGCAAACUUAUCCGAAAAGAGAUCUUGAGCGAUUCUGUCACCAUGAUAACCUCCAGAUCGAGCGAAGCCAACGCGUUAAACGAAAAUAUCCAUUUUGAGCGCUAUGUCGAGAUUACAGGAUUCUCAGAGACACAGGUCGUUAAAUACGUUGAGAACUAUUUUAAAUCUAAACCAGAAGAAGUAAAAAAGAUGGCAGUCGACAAAGUCAAAGGAUCACCACACCACAUAUCAUUUGGUCGCGCGCCUUUCCGUUGUUUCUUGAUGUGCAUCUUCAUAGAGUGUGAAGUUGAAAACAACCGUGAUAUCUCAGUUCCUGCAACUCUUACUGAGUUUUAUGACCAAGUUAUUAAAUGUAUAGAAUUUAAUUAUAAUAGAGAAAUACUUAAGCUUCAUUUAGAUGAGAAAGCCGCGUCAGAGGCUGUUGACAAAACCAUCGAUAAUUUUGCUGAAUUAGCGGCAAACUUAACUCAACAAGGUAGAUUUAGUUUUACUUCAGGAGACUUAAAAAACCUCAACUCAACAGAAAAAGAAAUGUUACUUUCUAGUAAUCUUAUCUUUUGUUAUCCUGUUUCCAGUAAUUCACCUUUUCAAAAACCAACGUGUGAAUAUAGCUUCACGCACUUCACCAUUCAAGAGUUUUUUGUUGCUCUGUAUUUGAAGAAGGUUGUAAUGGCGGAACGAAGAGCCACUGAAAUGGUGUACAUCUUCAUGAGCGGUUUGUUAGGUUUAGAUAAAAAUAAAGAAUCAAUGGUAAAACUACUAGAGUGUCUCGGUGAACAUAUUGAAGAUGAAUACAGACUAAGACUGGUGUCAUUAAGAUGUUUACACGAGUUUCAAGACAAAGGAUUGACAGAACAAGAAGUGACUACUAACCGUGACUACAGAUACUGGAAUAGUGAUGGGUGGAUUGGAUUACAAGGUGUAACCGACACGGACUGUGCAGCAAUCGCUAUGUUAGUAGAAUACACUGCUACAUCAAUAUCAUCACCACCACACACAUUGUCCAUUGAAUACUCAUCCAUAACAAGUGUUGGGGUAGAGAGAUUGCUGUUAUCUCUCGUUCAUUCAAACCACACAAUCACUAGACUGAGGCUGGUGGAGUGUGAUUUGAAUGACGAAUGUGCUGAGUGUUUGGGUAAAUAUUUACUCAAAACCAAAAUAACCGAGCUAGACCUGGAUGGUAAUGGAAUAACUGAUGGUGGAGUACAACACAUCAUGGAACACAUACCCAGUAAUCUCACCGUGCUAUACCUGGAUGCUAAUAAAAUAACUGAUGGUGGAGUACAACACAUCAUGGAACACAUACCCAGUAAUCUCACCGUGCUAUACCUGGAUGCUAAUAAAAUAACUGAUGGUGGAGUACAACACAUCAUGGAACACAUACCCAGUAAUCUCACCGUGCUAUACCUG